Humulus lupulus (European hop) is the source of this 1704-nucleotide messenger RNA. RefSeq lists its product as uncharacterized. The transcript has 4 exons. Gene Ontology annotation, molecular function: protein binding. The record is from RefSeq and is a predicted model, not a curated record. NCBI's taxonomy places the organism in Eukaryota, Viridiplantae, Streptophyta, Magnoliopsida, Rosales, Cannabaceae. Bases 19 to 1704 code for a protein of 561 amino acids.
AGGGCGGAUCGAUCAUACAUGGCAGUCAAAAGUGUCACAAAUUCAAGGGAAGUUCAAAUGCCUGAGAUCGAGAUUAAUACAACCAAACAUCAUUACGUGCAAAUAGAUAAUAAUGAUGAUGAUGAGCAAGAUCACCUAAUAAUCUCUUCAGAUUAUUCUAGGAGAAAGCCGACGGCUUACAUACAAGGAUCUAAUAAAAAAGAACGACAGCAAGAACUUGAGUGUUGUGUGAGGCUUAACAGAGCUGCUCGGCACAACGAGUGGCAAAUCGCCCAAAGAAUUAUGAGUGAACAUCCACGAAUCUGCAACGCUGCUAUUACAGCACAAGAGGAAACAGUUCUCCACAUAGCAGCAGGAGCAAAGAAGAGUGGUUUUGUGAAGAGAGUGGUGAGAUUGUUGGACCCAAAAGAUCUGAUGUUGCAAGAUGUUAAAGGGAACACUGCGUUUUGCCAUGCGGCCGCGGCUGGGGAUUUGGAAAGUGUCAAAGUUAUGAUGACAAAAAACAAGUGUUUGCCGUUUGUUCGAGGUGGGCAAAGAAUGACACCACUGUACAUGGCAUCUUCUUUUGGAAGAGGUGAAAUGGCUUCGUUUUUGUACUCUUUGACCGAACAUGUUUUACAGGAAGGAGAACGUAAAGGCAUUUUCUUCAAUUGUAUCCAUUAUGGUUUGUUCGAUCUAGCAUUGAAAAUGUUGGAAGAUCAUAUAUCGUUAGCCAUGGCUCGUGAUGUGAAUGAAGAGACUGCUCUCCAUAUUUUGGCUCGAAUGCCUCAUGCAUUUUGCCACAGAACUAAAUCCUUCUGGAAUAAAUCCUCAUCAUCACAUGAUAAAUCAACAAAUUUGACCAUGGAUACUCAAGCCCUAAGACUAGUAAGAGGUAUUUGGAGAGAAGUUAUACUCCACAACUAUGGUGAUCAAAAUGUGCUUAGAAAGACCAUUGACACGCCCUCAAAGCUCUUAUUCGAUGCGGCGCAAUGUGGGAAUUCUGAAUUCUUGUUUGAGAUACUUCGUUCUUGCCCUGAUUUGGUAUGGGAGGCUAAUGAGGAUAAUCAAACCAUAUUCCACGUUGCUUGUUUGAAUCGACACCAAAGAAUCUUCAAUCAUAUACAUGAAAUUGGCCUCAUAAAGGAUGUUGUUACGACCUUUGAAGACAAUGGUGGCAACAAUAUAUUACACCUUGCUGCCACCUCACCAUCUUCGCAUAAACUCAAUCAAAAAUUAGGUGGAAAAAUAUUGUUUCUACGACAAGAGUUACUAUGGUUCGAGGCUGUGAAGAAGAUUGUACAACCAACUUACAUGUACAAGAAAAAUACAGAAGGGCUAACCCCAAGUGAUUUGUUCACUAAAACACACGAAAAUAUGUUUAAAGAUGGAGAACGUUGGGUGAAGAGUACAGCCAAAUCAUGUAUGUUUGUUUCGACCCUUAUCGCCGUCGCAGCUUUCUUUGUCACAUUUUCCAUUUCAGAGGCUGUUCUCAAUGGAAAAAGUACUACACACAAUAAUAAUAUAUUUACUUCCGAAGCAGCUGCAGUGUUUUCCUCCUUACUCUCAUUGCUAACCUUCUUGUCCAUUCUCAGUACUUCGACUUUUGCAGACAUGGAUUUCCUCAUUUCAAUACCAUUUAAGUUAAUUGUGGGACUUGCAAUGCUCUUCGUUUCUCUGACAUUUAUGAUGGUGACAACUUGGGAAAAGUUAUUCGUAUCUUAA